CACAACACACGUCCCACAGACCUUCGGGGACAGAAGAACUGAUGCAAUUGCAGGGAUAAAUUGCGAUCAACAAGGUGACCUUUCAGCUAUCAUCUCCAAAGCGUCGCAAAUGUCCAGGAUUACUUGAUUUGGAAGCACGGAAACCAGCCUCUUGAACUCUACCAACAUUAAUUCUUACCCACCUACUUAUCGGCCAGCCAUGUCACUCGCAGAGAUUUCUCUCCGGCUUCUCCGCCUCAGUCCGGCGCUCGUAUCCUCCAUGACCCUCAUGUUCGCCCUCGACGAGCACCUGAUGUUCGGAACUUGGGUGCAGGACCCCAUCCGCCCACUGGCAAACUCAAUACUUCCGGCCUGGUGGACUAGGGGCGGCCUUCGAUGGCAGUGGGUGCUGAUCAUCUUCUACCCCGUCAACUACCUUCUCGGCACUCUCAACCUGCUUAUACCGGGACAUAAACUCGGCUCGACAACGUGGUAUGCAUGGGGACUGUUCUUCAGCCUAGCUCAUAUGCUAUUUGCGCCGACAGCUCUGCGCCGCAUAGCAGCUAUCGAGAAGAACGUCCCAAAGGGUAAUGUUGUCAUCUCUAUGGAGUCUUGGCUUCGGAUGAAUUGGAUUAGGGCUUGGACUACGGAUCUGCCGGCUUGGUUGUGCUUUAUUACUGCUGCGCUUAAGGCGCUGUGAUGGAUGAUGGCGAGCAGGUUGACGAGGACAAUGUGGGUGACGGUGUCGAAGGGGGCGGGAAUCAGAGGGCGGAGUACGGGUGGGGGCAGUAGAUUGCAAUCUUUAAGCUCGCAAUAUGUAGCCAAAGCCGGUGUGAAAUAAUGAUCUAGUAUUAGCCUCAACGCUCAACAGGCUCCUUUUAGGCGUGCGAUGUGCUCACGAUACGAGCUGUGUAGAAGAUGACUGCACACGUCCACGGGUAUUUUAAGGGAUGAAGCUUUGAUCGUUUACGCCCCGACCCACUUACUAGCCUCACGCUAGCGGACCGUUCUGCCGGAGGCUCUCUGGUUCGAAGAUAC
Alternaria rosae is the source of this 1017-nucleotide messenger RNA. RefSeq lists its product as uncharacterized. NCBI's taxonomy places the organism in Eukaryota, Fungi, Ascomycota, Dothideomycetes, Pleosporales, Pleosporaceae. The transcript has a single exon. Bases 200 to 679 code for a protein of 159 amino acids. The record is from RefSeq and is a predicted model, not a curated record.